Messenger RNA from Ceratina calcarata, 1187 nucleotides. RefSeq lists its product as uncharacterized. The coding region runs from base 88 to 1167 and encodes 359 amino acids. The transcript is spliced from 3 exons. Lineage: Eukaryota; Metazoa; Arthropoda; Insecta; Hymenoptera; Apidae. The record is from RefSeq and is a predicted model, not a curated record.
UCUAAUAUUUUUUCUAUGUAUACUGUUUUAAGAUAUUUACAUGCACUUGUUCACGUUGAGUUAUUCUCAUUAUAAUUGUGAUUCAACAUGUUUGAAAACUCGAAUUUCAACAUGGAUAAAUUUGUACAUAAAUUUAUUCAAAAUUUAAGUCUGACGACCGAAUCUCGUGUUUAUAGAAAGUUUAGCAAAAUCACGUUUUCGAGACUUGUGGAUAAACCUCACAGAAUCAAACAGUUACUGUUACAUUCUACGGAAAAGAUGAAAGAAAUUAGCAUGCCUCAAAAUUUGGAUUUAUCGAACGAAAAACAUAUAGAGUAUUUUAUGGAGAAAUAUACUGGACUCUGUGAUAAAUUUACUUAUUUGAAUAAUUCGAGGAUAUUGGAUUCACACUUGAGAAAUAUCAAUAUGAAAAUUCUUCAAAAGAUUAAGAUAAAGAAGAGACACAAUGAAGGAGUAAAAAAGGGAGAAUUCAAAACAUCUAACAGAAAGUUAAGAAUAAACGUAUCAAGUAAACUGAGCAAUUUAAAGAAAAAUUUAUCAUCCUCCGUGGUCUACAGAGAAAAAUGUAACAAUGUUCACAAUUGUGAAGAGGAUGCUCCCAGAACAAGUCCCAAGCUCGUUUCUCAUACUCCAACAUUUAAUAAUUUCAAACAUGGUAACAUCUUAGAAAUAAACACGGAAGAAAAAAGUGUUAAACACGAUUUGGUAAAUGAUAUUAUAAACGUAGCGAAAUUGGAAAUAGAAAUGACUGAAAAAUUUUUAUCAUUCUGUAUAAGAGAUAAAGAGUUCAUAAAAAAAAAUGUGCAAGUGACGCUACAUAUAGAAAAGAAUCUAAAACGCGAUCCAAACGCAAGGGAACAGGUAGAAUACAAUCAAGUGCUUUGUCAUCAUGCGAUUUUAUGUUUGAUCGAGCCAAGUAAAAAGGGUGUAGUUUUAAUGGAAGAUGAUUUGUCUGUAGUUGUACAGAAAUAUUUGUCCCAUGGAUACAAAUAUCAUUUUGAAUUUCAAAGAAAUACAAGGGACUGCUAUACGGCUUUGCUUAUUUUAAGUCGAUGGGCUAAAGUUUUAGUCAGACAUACCAACACUACCUUGAUGCACACGAUUUGUGGCAUAUUGGGAUGCGAUGCACAAAACAUACUAGUUAUGUAUAAUCCAGAAGGAAAAUGAUUGAACGCUGAAUGUAUCAU